AUGGUACCUCGUCAAGUGAAACCUACCACAGAGGUUUCCCACUCAUCGGGUGAGCGCAAAAGUGUCCCUGAUAAAGUGCAUCCGAAGGGGUACGUGGAAAUUCUCGAGCGGCAACAAAUCUGGCUUGUCCGAGGACUUCGUGAGCUGUAUCGACGUUCUAUCGAGAGCGGGAUUUGGCCUGGCGAUCCGUUGGAGCUCGAGGAUAACGGGCACCCACUCACUCAUGAUUUGCUCGCACGAUUAGGAGUCAUAGAUCACAACAAGGACCUUCGCUUUGAGGAAGAUAGCCAGUCCCUGUGCAGCCGUGACCCUGAUGACCCCAGCGACAGCCCUAGCCUUCUACAAUCUCGCUCAUCCUCCUCGCUGGGCUCUUCUGUUCACCAAAAUAAGUCGACUGCCUCCCUAACCAGCGAACCUAUGAGCGCCGGAUGGGAAGACAAUAUCAAACCUCAGCCGGUUAAUGAUGGCUUGGGUUUCACGCCGCGCUCAGUUAAAGGCGCUGACAGCUCGCCUACGUCACUAGACGUACGUCAACAGACCAGCGAACCUAUGAGCGCCGGAUUAGAAAAUAAUAUCAAACCUCAGCCGGGUAAUGAUGGCUUGGGUUUCACGCCGCUCCCAGUUAAGGGCGCUGCCAGCUCGCCUACGUCACUAGACGUACGUCCACACCGGGAGCAACAAUGGGUCGGUGGCGACCUGGACGCACUAUUUCAUGAAAGUGACCUUCUCAUUUCGGCCGACCAGACCUGUUUUACGCUCGAUGAUUUCAUUACAGCGGCAUCUAGCUCUGAAACUCCUAUACCGCUCAUAAACGCCCCGUCGGUCCCCCUACACGAACCAGUCAUAGACCCGCAGUCCUCCCUGAAUUUUGAUUUAGCUAGUUUUGGAGCACCGCCUGGAUUUUGGAAAACGUAUGCAUUUUGA
Molecule: messenger RNA, 924 nt
Organism: Penicillium cinerascens
Lineage: Eukaryota; Fungi; Ascomycota; Eurotiomycetes; Eurotiales; Aspergillaceae
Product: C6 transcription factor
Exons: 3
Coding region: 1-924 (307 amino acids)
Source: RefSeq, a predicted model, not a curated record